This is a messenger RNA of Neocloeon triangulifer, 1143 nucleotides long. RefSeq names its product GPALPP motifs-containing protein 1-like. The record is from RefSeq and is a predicted model, not a curated record. The transcript has 6 exons. The coding region runs from base 138 to 1058 and encodes 306 amino acids. NCBI's taxonomy places the organism in Eukaryota, Metazoa, Arthropoda, Insecta, Ephemeroptera, Baetidae.
AAGGGGGUGUGGUUAGGGGGUGGGGACGUGUUUACUUCUAAAAAACCAUUGAUUCUUGUAAACGGUGGCAAAUUUGAAAUUUCCAAAAUAAGACCCCGCCGGACGGAGACUCGGAGGCCGCACACCUCAAGAGCGAAAUGAGUCGGAAAGUUAUUGGGCCGGCAUUGCCACCUGGUUACGGCGCGCCAAAAGAAGAAGAAGAGGAUGCUCCGAUAGGCCCUCAAAUUCCAUCAGUCGGCCCCAGCAUUCCUUCUGGAGCAAAAGUGGGGCCGGAUCUCCCUGGACGAAAUUCCUCUAGUUCGGACUCGGAUAGUGAGGAAUCUUUUGACGGCAUCGAACUUCACGAUGAAGAGGAUCUGAAAUCGUCCUCCCAAUACGGACCUGCGCUGCCUCCAGGGUAUGGGCAGAAAAAGGUGCUCGGACCAACCCUACCACCAGGGAUAAUUCCUGGCAGCAAAACAGAGGAGAGUGACGAAGAUGACUCGGGCAUAAUUGGACCUGCCAUACCUGGUAGUGCGUCAGACGAAGCGCAUUGGGCCAGAAUUGUAGAGGAGAGGGCCAAAAGGAUGAAGAACAAACUGACAGGCUCAAAAGAUGACAAAGUUGUGCGAGAAACUUGGAUGCUUGAGUUACCAAAAGACAGGUCUGGUCUCUUAGGACUUGAGGCGCGCCAGUUCAGGAAAAACCCCGCCCCUGAUCGUUCUGCAGACACCUCUUGUUGGACCGACACCCCAGAGGAAAAACUCCGGAAGCAGAAGGGGGAAGUGAAAGAAAAAUUGGACCCAAAGCAGGAGCUCGAGCAGAAAAUAAUGGCCAAACGAGACAAGGAGAUGGCCAAGAUGGCUAAAGCCCAUAAAAGAGAGCACAAAUCUCUAAUGGAGAUACACGAAGAGAAAUCCAAAAAGUCUAAGGGUGAAGGAUCUGGUGAGCGGCAGAUGUUUGAUCGAGAUCGUGACUUGCAGGUGAAUCGCUUUGACGAAGCCCAGAAGAAAGCGAUCGUGAACAAAGCAAAAUUCCUUGAUGACCGUUUUUCAACGGGUGGUCAGAAAUUCCUUUAAUAGUUUGUUAUUCAAAACUAAGGAAUAUUAUAAAUAAAUUGUACACAUUAAGUUCAAAUAAAUAGUAAAUUAAAUUGAUUUUAAA